AAGAUCAUGAAUCCCCAGCGUCGCCAUGACUUUGUGGACACUGCAUCUGGUCCGUUCAAUGGACUGUUCCAGGGGACUGGGUGAGCACGGCACGGACAAGGAGACCUUGAACCAGCAGCGUCGCCAAGAGUACAAUGACAAGCUCGACCAGCAAUUUGGCAAGGACAAGCCUUCUGGACGGCCCAACUGGGUCAAGGAGCCCCUACCAAAUAACGUGGAUCGUGGUCGUUCCCCUCAGCGUGUGCCCCCGCCCACAGACCAGUACUCCAAGCUGCUUGAGGAGAAGAGACGUGAGGAGGCCAGCAGAAGACGCUAUGAUGACCCAGAGUUCCAGGGAAGGCUUCCCAAUAGCAGAGAGCGUUAUGGAUACUAGUGAGUGUCAAGGGCAGACAAUAUGCCGUGGUGAUUCCCAAUUAAAAUAAAUCUUCAAUAUUGCCUAAUAUAUGCUGAACAUCUGGUGCAGAAAACUGAGUGCUUGAAACAUUAACAACAGUGCUUUAAUAAUUUUACUGUAUAAUGUGAUGAUUGAAGAACACUGUGUUUAAAAUACAUAUUUUUACAAACAUGUGCUACCUGUUGUUUUGUCUUGGUUUUUAUUUGUGCUAUUAACUCUCAGUGCUGGAACCGAAUUUUGAAGACCUUUACAAACAGUUUGGAUCCAGAUGAGACGCCACAGAACAUGGCGUCUCAUCAAGAUCCAAACUGUUUGCUAUUCUGAUAGUAUUCUCUGAAAAAAAUCAAAGAUAAUGCUAAUUUUAGAAAUUCAGCAGACAACAUUUUAGCAGACAACAAAUUUCCCAGCAUGCAAAGGGUUAAAGAUGUGUCUUUGUGAUCGUAUGCAAAAUGUGUACAUAAAAAUGCAUUUCAACAUCACCUCCAUACUGUCCUAUAUAAGGGCACAGUUUGUAACGCUAUCAAUGAUAAUCAUUUUUCCAUUGUCAGUUAGAGUUUUGUGUUUGUUCAAGUAUUUGGUUUUGUUAGUGUCUUGUUAGCUUAAAAUUUUAUUGACAAUUAUUUGUGUACGCUUCAAUACUUUUUAAUAAAGAGUGCCAAAUUAAAUGCUUUUUUUUUAAAUUUCAAUGUAAGCUGAAUAGUUGAUUUUUGUUAAUGUGUUAAAAGAUAUUGUCAGUUUUAUUGAUUUUAUGAUUUGGCAAAAACAUUUAUCAACUGAUGUUCAUGUAAUAUUCAUUCCACGUUUUGACAAUGCCUUAUAAUGUUUCGCUGAAUAGGAAAACACAGUUUAUGUACAGGUUUUUAUUAAAGCCCCAAUCUAAUGACAAAAUGUUUGGCAUUUAAAAGUUAUCAGUUCUUUCAAAAGUAAAUAAAUGUCAUAUUUGUUACACAUAAAACUAAAAAACGUUUUUUUUUAAAUGCAUUUAAUUAUGUUUAUGCUUGAAAGCGCUCGGUUUUAAUAUAAUAUAUUUUGUCAAGGCUUGCUAUGAACUGAACUAUAUUUACAAGAUUUAUUGAUUUACUGCAGUGGAGUUAUCCUGUUAGCUCAAGUACAGGAAUUGCAGGAUUAAUAAAAAUAACUAUCACAUACUUUCAAUAUUACUGAUUUCGAUUCCAUAUUUUGUUUAAUUUCUCAGUAAGAUGUCCAUUAGAUACAAUCUUUGCGAAGUUUUUGUUUAAUGUUUGCAGACUGGGGCUUUACUUGAUACAACUGGUUGACGGUUGAAUAAAUGCAUGUUCACAGCCACCAUUUCUACCUUAUUACCAUGUACCAUAGUAAAUUGUAUAUAGCAUACAAAACUGUAAUGAUUUCUUUAUGAUUUGCUGUCUGUUCUUUUAAAUUGAUUUUUUUUCUGUGAUACUUAAAAACCGUCCAUUAUAUGUGAUAUCUGAUUAUUUAUAUUUAAUGUAUAGCUUUUAAUGUAUUAAAAUAUAUAUGUAGCUCACAUGUGUAAAUGAGAUAUUGUUAGUUUUUAAUUUCUGCAAUUUAUUCUUAAAUACUGCUACUUAAGUUAAUGCUCUGUAUCCACUAUGUGUAUGUUUUGUUUUUGUUUGUCAUUAGUUGUAGCAAGAGUUUCUGGAAUAAGUUAGUAUAGAUAUUUGUAUGUUAAUUCAUAAAUUUAAAAACAUGUUUUUUACAGAAUGUAGUGCUAUUUAGCUAGUAUAAUGGUUGCCAUGUCUAAUGUGUUUGUGUAUUAUCACCUGAAUGUCAAUAAAAGAAUACAUACAUCAAUAAUUCUGAAAUUGUUCUGGUUUCUUCUUCAGGAGUUUUAUUUGACAUGUUCUAUAAUUUCAGUUGAUAUGUUUAAUAUAAAUGAAAUAAGUUAAUGUUUUUAAAUAAACAAUUUUCAACUACCAAAAACA
Dreissena polymorpha is the source of this 2316-nucleotide messenger RNA. RefSeq lists its product as uncharacterized. The transcript is spliced from 5 exons. The record is from RefSeq and is a predicted model, not a curated record. The coding region runs from base 26 to 373 and encodes 115 amino acids. Lineage: Eukaryota; Metazoa; Mollusca; Bivalvia; Myida; Dreissenidae.